Peromyscus eremicus (cactus mouse) is the source of this 1794-nucleotide messenger RNA. Its product is annotated as POTE ankyrin domain family member A-like. Gene Ontology annotation, molecular function: protein binding. Bases 1 to 1779 code for a protein of 592 amino acids. The record is from RefSeq and is a predicted model, not a curated record. NCBI's taxonomy places the organism in Eukaryota, Metazoa, Chordata, Mammalia, Rodentia, Cricetidae. The transcript is spliced from 20 exons.
AUGUUGUCCACUCUGAGGAAGCUCUUCUUCUUUAAGAAGGAGCCGAAAACCCCCUUGGGGUUUUGUGACGGCCCAAGCAGGGGAACGGGAUACUUGUCCUGCUUUCACUGUGGAACUGAAGACAGGUACCGCCAGCCUUAUGACCCUGAAAACCAAUUUCAUGAGGCAGUAUGCAUGGGAAAGCGCAAAGUGGUGGUGCGUCUCCUCAGGAAGAACCAAUUUCAUGUGAACGAUGAGGAUGAAGGGAAACGAACUGCGCUCCACUUUGCAUGCUUCUAUGGCCAUAUCAAUCUGGUUCGUUUUCUGUUAAGAUUUAAUGCCUGUGAGAUUAAUGCCCUUGACAAUCAAAUGUCCACACCACUAAUGAAGGCUGUACAAAGCUGGGAGACAGAGAUCGUGUCUGUCCUACUUGAUCGUGGAGCAGAUCCCAAUAUUAAAGAUUGCAAUGGAGAAGCAGCAAUUCACCAUGCAGUGUAUGUAGACAGGCCAGAUAUUGCCAGCAGUCUUCUUGAAUUUGGGGGAAACAUUGAAGAUACUACAAAGGAUGGGUUGACCCCUCUGCUGCUAGCACUCCGAGAAAGGAAACCCCGCAUGGCAGCAUACCUAAUCACACACGGUGCGAAUCUUCACGUAUCUGAUCAAUAUCUAAGAACAACACUCAUGUAUGCUGUUAGAUGGGAUUGUGAAAAUAUGGUUGAAAUUUUACUGAAGAAAGGUGUUGAUCACCAGUUAAAGGACACAUUUGGAUGGAGUGCUCUUUAUUAUGCCAUUAUGGGGAAACGCAAAACAAAAAUGGUGAUUAUUCAGCACGACUUAUUCCUCUGGAGACAACAAAAUACCUUCACACGAAAUCAGCCUGAAGAUGUCUUUUUAUCGGGACAUCACUUUGAAUCUGAGUCACUGAUUUCCGUGUGUGCAACAAUGGAGGACACAGCUAAUUUGAAAACUCAGCAAGAUAUUCCUGAGAAUAGUCUGAAAAGUGGUGUGGAUGACUUACCAAUAGCUUCCAAACAAUAUGAAAAUGUAGAAGAACAAGAAGAAGAACUAGAAUUAGAAACAAUACCGGAUUUAAAACUGGAAAAUGAAAAUGCUUAUAAUAAGAAUGAAGACUAUCAAAAGUUGAAAGCUGCCCAGUCAUCCAACAUAGGAAAUGGUCUAGAAGAAAAUGAAAUAAUUCAAGUUUGGGCUGAAAAAUGUCCACAUCCAGAGCUGAGGGAUGAUUGUCAUUUAGUCUCCAGAUCCAAGCCUGAAACACAGCAGUCUCAAACAGUUUGGGCUGAAAAAUGUCCACACCCAGAGCAGAGGGAUUAUUCUCAUCGAAUUUCCAAACCCAAGUCUGAAACACAGCAAUCUCAAGCAGUGUGGGCUGAAAAAUGUCCUCACUCAGAGCUGAGGGAUUAUUCACGUCCAAUCUCCAAACCUGAGUCUCUACCACACCAAUCUCAACCAGAUAUAAUAUUUUCAGAAGAACUAGAAGAAGAAAUAACAGAAUUUAAAGUGGAAAAUGAGAGAAGUUUUGAUAAGAGUGCAGAAAAUCAAGAAUUUAGUGUGUCUGACCCUAAUGGACCACAGGAAUCUUCUACAACAGGUCCCAACUCAUCCAAAAUGGACAAUGAUGCAGAAAAAAAUGUAAUAAUGCAUCAGGAGAGAACAUCUGUCAUGGAAGACCAAGAGCAUGCCUCAGAAGAGCAGAAGCAGCACAGUGCUAGAAAAACUAAGCGGCCAUUUGUAAGUAUAUACUUCAGUUUACAUUGCACAUUUAUGCUGUUUCCACAGUAAUGUUCCAUAGGCCAA